Messenger RNA from Lutra lutra (Eurasian river otter), 4303 nucleotides. RefSeq names its product coiled-coil domain containing 66 (gene CCDC66). NCBI's taxonomy places the organism in Eukaryota, Metazoa, Chordata, Mammalia, Carnivora, Mustelidae. Gene Ontology annotation, biological process: cilium assembly. Gene Ontology annotation, cellular component: microtubule; photoreceptor inner segment; cilium. Gene Ontology annotation, molecular function: microtubule binding. The record is from RefSeq and is a predicted model, not a curated record.
GCAACCGGCGUACACAGAGUUUGCGCAUCCUGUGGAGAGAGCGAGAGGUCAGGCCAUGAACCUGGGAGAUGGUUUAAAGCUUGAAACUGAAUUGUUGGAUGGAAAAACCAAGUUAAUAUUAUCUCCAUAUGAAUGUAAAUCAAAAAAUUCUGUGAAGAUGGGAAAUAAAACCAAGCUUGCAAAAUGUCCUUUAAGAACAAAACAAACUGGAUACAUUCUCAAAUCAACACAAAAUACUUGUAUCAGGAGUGGAAGACUUUUGCAAAAGAAGAGAAUGGGUUCAGAAACUUCACUGGCAAAAGGCGAAAAAAAUAGUAUGACUUUUUCACCCACUAAGGAUUUAUGCAAGCAGUGUAUAGAUAAAGACUGUCUUUAUGUCCAGAAAGAGAUUUCACCUGCAGCCCCCAAUAUACAGAAGACUAGAAACACCAUAAAUACAUCUGUAGUAGCUAAACAGAAGCUUUGCAAAAAACACAUCACAGCUGAAAAUAUGAAGAGCAGUUUGGUGUGUCUAACACAAGACCAACUACAACAGAUUUUGAUGACUGUGAACCAAGGAAAAUCUGUUUCCCUGAUUGAAAAUGGAAAGGAAGAAAAAAGUCAGGGCAAUCUACAUUUAAACAAUAUUUCCAAUCAGCCAGAGGAUGAGAACAUUAUGGGAGUAUUCCAGAAAACUGAGACGCUUUCAUCUCUCCUAGAUGAAAAUAAAUCUGUUUUAAGUACAAAUCAAGAGACAUCUAAGCAGUAUGAGCAGAAAAUUGCCAUAGAGAAUGUUUGGAAACCAGCUGACAUAUUCAGUACUCUGGGGGAAAGAGAACGUGACAGAAGCUUGUUGGAAGCAAAAAAAGCCCAGUGGAGAAAAGAGCUUGAUGAACAGGUGGCUUUAAAGAAGAAAGAAAAAGAAGCUUCUGAAAAAUGGAACAAUCCUUGGAAAAAAUUUGACACUGAUAAAAUAGUAUGGGAAAAAUUUCAAAUUCUUGACCAGCCUAAGACUUGUGCUAGCUCUUCCAGCAUUCUGUCACAGUCUCCCAGUCAGAUAACAGUGGUCCAGACUGAUGGGCACCCACUACCUAGAGCUAGUCAGAUUUUAGAGGAAGCAGUACCACGGGAGCACCCUUUCAGUGCCAUGAAACAAGAACAGCAGAGGAAAUGGAUUGAAGAUUUGAACAAGCAAAUAGAAGAUGAUCGGCAAAGAAAAAUAGAGGAAAAAAUUACAUCUUCAAAGGGUGAGGAACAUGACAGAUGGGCAAUGCAUUUUGAUUCGUUAAAGACCUAUCCUGCUUCUCAGUCUCAACUGUCUUCUUGGUCAACACACAACCAACCCGAGUACUUCUGUGUCUCUCCGGACACUCACGAACUGGCUGAUAUCAGCAGUGUUUAUACGCCUAUGACUGGAAGCCAGGUUGAACCUUCAGAGGAGGAGCAUAUGGCAAAACCAGUUAGAGAUAAGACCAUGGCAGAUAGUCAGAAAACAAACUUUCUCCGUUCUAUGACUGCUCUCUUGGAUCCAGCUCAGAUUGAAGAACGUGAGAGGCGACGACAAAAACAGUUAGAACAUCAGCCAUCACGCUCAGGUAGAAAGGAACGCAGGAAGAAAGAGCUGGAAGAACAGCAAAGAAAGAAGGAAGAACAAGAAGAGGAGCGUCGUUUAGCACGGGAACGAGAAGAGAUGCAGAAACAGUAUGAAGAAGACAUACUUAAGCAAAAACAAAAGGAAGAAAUCAUGACUCUCAAAACAAAUGAGCUAUUUCAGACAAUGCAGAGAGCACAGGAGCUAGCACAGAGGCUGAAACAAGACAGAAGAGAAUUGGCUCAAAAGGGACACGACACUUCUGGAUUGAUUAAAAAUCUUGGUGGACAUGGCUUGGAUGAUGUCAGUGGUAAAAAGAAUACAUGUAUCAAUUCUACAACCUCUCCCAAAAAGGAUACUGCUGUGCAAACAGAUGACUUAAAUACAGGAACAUUCACCAAUGCAGAAUCAUUCUGUGGAACAGUAAUAGAGAGGGAAAUACUAAAUUGUUCAUCUCCUGAGAUUCCUGCAGAAUUUAACGAACAGUUUAACACUAAGAAGGACAAAGAGGAACUAAUAAAUCAGGUUAAAGGAGCCAACCUAGAAAAAGAAAACAGUUGGUAUGAUGAUCCGUGUAAUGAGUUUGCAAGGACAGAGAAAACACAUUUGAAGAAAUGUCCUAAAAGGCCUGAUUGGAAUAUAAACAAACCACUCAAAAGGUAUAUUCCAGCAUCAGAAAAGUACCCCAAACAGCUUCAAAAGCAGAGAGAAGAAAAAAAAGUAAGAAGGCAGAUGGAACUGCUUAAUUUGGUAGAAAGAAAUAGUCCUGGACAUCUCUCUCAAAAUAGAGGCACUUCACCAGUUCUUCCUUCAUCUCAAGAAACUGAGCCAAGGUUCAGGUGGCAUCUAAUCAAAAAGGAAGAAGAGCCUCUGAAAAUUAAUUCUUUCAGCAAGGAAAGGUCUCAGUCACCACCACCAGUUCCAGUGGUGAAAAACAGAACACAACAAACUCUAAAAAACAGUAAUUAUGAAAGACAGAAUCUGAUCUUAGAAGACAGUCAAACAGAAACAUCACCUGGACUUCCUGAACGGUCCCAUUUUAUCCCCUAUGUCCGAACCAAUGAGAUUUAUUACCUUGAUCCAGAUGCACCAGUGUCUAGGCCUUUAACCCACGAUCUUCAGUACCAAAAUCCACAUGGCUGUGACCAAGAACAACGGCAGCUCUUUGAUUCUGAUGUCAGGGACCCACUUCUUAAUCCUAACUUGGUGAAAAACAGGGACCGACAGCAAGCAAUCCUUAAGGGACUAUCAGAACUGAGACAGGGCCUUCUCCAGAAGCAAAGGGAGUUGGAAACUAAUCUCAUGCCUUUAGCUGCAAAUCAAGAAGAGAAUUUUAAUUCUUCGUUUUAAAUGUAGAAAAUCAAAUCCUUCACAUUUGUUGCUUCUAAAUUAUAAAAUGUGUUCAUUGCAUUACUGUCUUUUCCAAAUAACCUAGAUUUUAUAAAUGCUUAUUUAAAACUUGUAAAUUAUGUAGUACAACGCUGUGUGUGUAUAUAUAUAUAUUUUUUACAAUAAAACAGACAUUUUUGUAAAGCUUAGUAAAAAAACAUUUUUUUGCUUUAUCACAAUCUAGGUAUUUAAACACUUUCUACUUACCUUAAGACAGGUUUCUGACCUGUUCACAGACCACGUUCUUCUACACUUAUGUAGCUUAUUAUUGGAAUACCACUUAGGUAUUUUGUUCUAUAAAAAGAUUUAAGAGGUUAGAACUCUCCCAAGUUCUUCUGAGGGGCCAAAGGAAGGUCUGACUUAACACAUCCCAACUUUAACUAAAAUAGCUCAGUUUUUUCCCUCUAAUUCCUGGUUUUAGGACUUUACAAAAACAUUUUACAAGUUUGCAUUUCUAAUGCAGGCAGUUAUAAGGAACAGAUAUGGUUUUAAAAUUGAUCACCUUAUACUUUAUCUGUGAAUUUUAAAAGUUAUUUUUAGUAAAGCACUUAAGUUUUUACCACCUCAAAAAUAUACUUAAAUUUCUCUAACACUACUAAUUUAAAAAUCUAUAACAAAGUUCUUCCAACAGAAGCCUAUCUUUUGGAAAUAUGGGAUUGAAUCUGGUUACGUCCAGGACCAUACUAAUAAGCACUGAAAACUGUAAUGAUCAAACACCUCGAAUAAGAGGUUGAUCCAAAAUUUUAGCAACAGGCAAUUUUUACAUGACUAGGCCUAAAGAUAAAAAUAAUGCUGCCCGGUAUUAUGUCCUAAGUUUUACUUAUAUACAUAGUUUAUCAUCUAAAUUGAAACUGCAUUCACUGUUAGAUAAAUCUUGAGGUAUUGAGCCAAAAUCCAUUAAGUAUCUGUUGACAUCACUGGCUUAUACUUGUAUAAAACACUAUACAAAAACUUAAAAUAAAUACAAUAGUUGAUUGGUAUGUCAUUUUAGCAAAAGUAAUUGGUAUCAUCUGAUGGGGGGAAGAAAAGCCAUUGCUGACUAUCCUUUUGCAAAUUAUCUGAUUUUAUAUAUAUAAAACAGGCUUCAAUUUGAAGCCCAGGUAUAGGUAACUUAUAAAUGUAAAACUUAAAAAGUGCCAACAUGAGAUAAUUCAAGUACAAUAUAUGUUAAAAAUAUAUAUAUUUAUUUCAGUUUUCAGAUGCUUCAACUGUUACAGGCCAUCAUGAUUUAAAUAAGAGGAAAAAAAAACAUUGAGGAAGGACAAGAAACCUUUGUUUAGAGAAUGAAAUAUAAACUGUUAAUUCACUUAUAAGAAACAGAUAAAGUCCAUAACAACCUAUUUC